UUUUUUUUUUUUUUUGUAUUUUUGGUGGGGUAGAGUUACAGUAUUUCUCGGGAGUUUAGCUGAGGGCUGCUGGACACUUUCUGAAGUUUCUGAAAUGAGUGAAAUGAAGCCAGCCGAGGCAGCGGCGGACGACCAGGACUGGGCUGCGGCCAAAGCCUUUUUUGACAACCUCAAAACCAAAGUGCCGAGACCCCCCAAGCCCCAGUACGCCGUGACCAUCGCCGUGUCGUCUCGCACCCUCUUCAACAUGGUGGCGGAGAGGAAGAUAUACGAAGAGGAAGGAGUGGAGAACUACGUCGCCUUCCAGCUGGAACACGAGAGCGAGCCUCUGAAGCCGGGGGCCGCCUUCCCCUUCGUUAAGGCACUGAUGAAUGUCAACUCCCGGCUUAGGGAGCUCUACCCGGAGAGUGAGGAGCUGUUCGACAUUGUCUUAAUGACUAAUAACCAUGCCCAAGUUGGUGUGCGCCUCAUAAACAGCAUUAAUCACUACGGUUUGACCAUUGAGAGAUUCUGUAUGACCGGAGGAAAAAGUCCCAUAGGUUAUCUGAAGGCCUACAUGACAAAUCUUUACCUCUCAAAAGACUCAGAGAAGGUCACAGAGGCCAUAGAUGAAGGAAUCGCGGCGGCCACAAUGUUUUUGCCGGAAACGGAGUCCAACCUGUGCGACACUCAGCUGAGAGUGGCGUUCGAUGGCGACGCCGUCCUGUUCUCCGACGAGUCGGAGAUCAUCGUGAAGCAGCACGGCCUGGACAGGUUCUUUGAGCACGAGAAGCAGUUUGAGAACAAGCCUCUGGCUCAGGUGCGACACGGCUGUUCUUCUGCACGCCUGAAUUCUGGUGCCCGAGAAAGAGAGGCCGCAUUUCACGAUGAGAGCAGAGCUGGCCCUUUGAAGUGUUUCCUGGAGGCCCUGGGGAAGCUUCAGAGGAAGUUCUACGCUAAGAACCAGCGCAUGGACUGUCCCAUCCGCACUUUCCUGGUCACGGCCCGCAGCGCGGCCAGCUCGGGGGCCCGCGUUCUCAAGACGCUCCGGAGCUGGGGCCUGGAGAUCGACGAGGCCCUCUUUCUGGCCGGAGCCCCCAAAGGGCCCCUGCUCCAGAAGAUCAAACCACACAUAUUCUUUGACGACCAGAUGUUUCACAUCGAGGGGGCCCAGGAACUGGGAACCAUCUCUGCACACGUCCCUUACGGGAUUGGACAGAAGUACCACAAAGGGAAACUCAUCGAGCAGCCAGAGAAAAAGAAUUAAGAUGCACUACAGCACAGUCACCUGCACUGGAGGUUUGCUCCAGUCUAGAUUAAUAUGUUGAGAGAUAAACAUUGAGCAAAAAUAAGUAUUUUUAGACGAUUGAACCAGCAAAUUGGUAAUAGCCUCAAAGGCGUUCUGCUGUUUCCUUAUGAGAAUGAGAAUUAUUGAGAGGAGUUUUAAGUGUUUUCACAUCCAGAGUUACACAUGAGGCCAGCUUUUCAUUUAACACUGCCUCUUUGUACCUUUCAAUAUACCCGUUUACCUUGAAAGAUGUCGACUGUCUCAGGGGGAAACCUCAUUUUUCAUUUUUAUAGUAUGUCACUUUUAUCCUUUUCCUUUUUUCUUGAUGCAGCUAAGUUUUUACACAUGGCUUACUAUUUGUAUAUGCUCACAGAAUGUAUCGGCUUCAGUAGUUCUUAUUGUUAUAGAUCCUCAAACACACCAGCCAGGAAAAGGGAAAUGGGCAUUUCCAUAAUUUAUUUUCAUGUAUUUCAGUUUAUUACUGAUUAUGCCAGGCACUUAAAUUCCUUUGAAUAUAUAAUUAUAUUUAUAGUUUGCCCUUUUACUUAUUGGAUAUGUUGAAAAGUCAUUAUGACAAAAUCCAGUGCAAUGUCCUUCUCAAGUGUUAUGACUCGUAACACCUUAGACGCACAAUCUGAUUGCUGCCUACUGUUCUAAAGAAAAUACAAUUUUAAUUUGUUCAACACACCUUUUGUGAAAUGUUUUCUUCAGCCAUUUUUUCUGUUUUACCCACCAUCAAAACUGAUCUAGUUUAACAAAAGCAACAACAUGUGAGUUCAGUUUACACUGUUUACAUGUGCAAUCUACGCUGGAACCAUAUUUACAAGAAGAUGGAGUUAUCAUAAAUUGAGUGUAAACUGUCACCACAGGUAUUGUUUAGUUCAUAACUAUAGCUAACAACUUUUCUGAAAAGUUAUUUGUAUUGACUGGAUCAUUGUUAUAAUACAGAGAAAACCCAUGUUUCCCUUCACAGAAAUAUCCAAUUCUACAUUUGAUUGAGUGUUUUUAAAAAUCCGUCUGUAAUUCUGAACCUCUCAGCAAUAGGUGGCAGCAUGUAGCAGCAGUUGCUGUCAUCUGCUCUCCAAACAUUUGCUGUUCUCCAAAGAAGUGGGCCACUUUCUUGUAAAAAAGACCCUUUCAUGUCAAACGUUUGCAAUGAAUCUUUCUGCGGAUUGCCUCUGCCGUUACACCUCCAUCUUCCUCUUCUGCUGAGGAAGGCAGACUCUCGCUGCAUGCACAUGAGGUCCGAGGCCACAGAGAGGCGCUCCAGCUCAACCAGACCUCCAGAUCUUCUGUUUGUAUUUUCUCCAGCACUGUAAACGGACUGAACAGGGGAGAGAUUUUAAAAUAAA
This is a messenger RNA of Menidia menidia (Atlantic silverside), 2619 nucleotides long. The record is from the annotation of a GenBank genome assembly. NCBI's taxonomy places the organism in Eukaryota, Metazoa, Chordata, Actinopteri, Atheriniformes, Atherinopsidae.